Messenger RNA from Cyprinus carpio (common carp), 920 nucleotides. Its product is annotated as phospholipid scramblase 2-like. The transcript is spliced from 6 exons. Gene Ontology annotation, cellular component: plasma membrane. The coding region runs from base 189 to 920 and encodes 243 amino acids. Gene Ontology annotation, biological process: plasma membrane phospholipid scrambling. The record is from RefSeq and is a predicted model, not a curated record. Lineage: Eukaryota; Metazoa; Chordata; Actinopteri; Cypriniformes; Cyprinidae. Gene Ontology annotation, molecular function: phospholipid scramblase activity.
CAAUAUUUAUUAAAUUAAAAUAUACAUCAUCAGUAUAUUAAAGAACUUUAAAGUGUGAACAUAAAAGUUAAGAAGUUCAUGACUUAAUGUUGUGUAGGAAAGAUGGCAUCCAUUUUAAUUUUUUAAACAAUAUGGAUUUCAGGGUGUUACAAUUUGUUUAACGAAGCUGUUUGAUACAUACACAAGGUAUGUCUGUUUAUGCUUCAGAGGACACCGCAAUGAUUCCUUUCCCAGACCCGUACCACUGUCCUUCUCAUCUGGAGACCUUGACCAGGAUGGAUCAAUUGUUUGUCUACAAAGAACGAACUAGAGAAGACAGUCUUGCAGAAGUUUGCUUUGGAAUAAAGCCUGCCAACAGAUAUUUUGUGAUGGAUUGCAUGGGAAACAAGGUUUUCAGUAUUCUUGAGGACAGUGAGUCUUGUGACAGGCAGUUCUAUGGUGUUGGACGUCUUUUCACAAUGAAUGUUACUGACCACUCAAAUCAGGAGGUCAUCAGAAUGGUGCACCCAGCUGUUUGUACCUUCUACAGCCAUGAGCUAGAGGUUCAGUCUCCACCGGGCACUACCAUUGGAUAUGUUCGACAAAACUGGCAUGUUUGCCUACCUAAAUUCACUCUUGAGAAUGAAAGGGGUGAACCAGCAAUCAAGAUUGUGGGACCAUGUGUAGGUUGUACCUGCUGCACAGAUGAGAACUUUGAGCUGGUGUCUUUGAAUGAAGCAGCAAUAGACAGAUCAUUUGGCAAAAUCACCAAACCAUUCUCAUGCUGUGGAUCAAAUGCAGAUUUUGUGAUCAGGUUUCCAAGCAACAUGGAUGUCAAAAUGAAAGCUACUGCACUGGGAGCAUGCAUACUUAUUGUAAGUAUUGUUAAACCUACCUUAUUUGAAACAUUAUUUAAGAGUUAUCAUCAGCUCCAUCAGUGA